Molecule: messenger RNA, 4300 nt
Organism: Anopheles aquasalis
Lineage: Eukaryota; Metazoa; Arthropoda; Insecta; Diptera; Culicidae
Source: RefSeq, a predicted model, not a curated record
UCAAGCAGUGCGGUUUUCGUCCGUCCGUGAUCCGUCUCUCUCGUCCUCCCUCGUUGUUGUUAAGUCAAUCUAUCGGGCGGUUGUGUGCCCCUUUCGUGUUGAACGUCCUCAUCCGAGUGAAGGGCCUAAGGCCAGCAGCGUCGUGCGUUGCUACGAAACGAAAGCAAAGGUGAGCGGAGCUCCACCAAGUGUGCGUGUUGAUGGUUGAUUAUUUUGUGUGUCUUCUUGAAAACCGUACCCCCGUUGUGAGUUUCUUGUGUUUUAAGUUUUUUGUGCGAAAUUUUAUGUGAUUGCGCGCUCGCGCCCUUCUGUUCUUUCGAUCCACGACGACAAGUGGUGUCUACGCCUACUACGUGUGCCUGUGUGCGCGAGUAUCGUGUUCUAGAAACACCAAGCCUCGCGUUCUUUGCCUCAAGAAAGUGCUUUGGAAUAAAUUUACUUGAGGUUGCGACACGGCAACGCAUCGCCUCCGUGACACUUUCUGACAAUUCUAAGCAGCAGCAGCAAAAGCAGCAUUUCUUGGUCGGAAUUUUAAGCCACAGGUCCACGAACGACAAGCAUAGGCUCCCUGGCAGUGGCAGGUGAGAUCAUAGCCAUCGUUGCGCAAAGAAGCGAGAGAGGAGAACGAUUCAAACGAGACCCAAACCGACUCUACUCGACGGCUCCGGAAUUUUAAGCAGCUCGUCUAGUAGGCGCACAAGAAAGAGCGAGCGAGCGAGCGGGACCGAACGAGAGAUACACAGAAGAUAAUGUACGAUAAGUUCGCCGAGGCCGAUUGCAGCAACUGAGUUGAGCCAGCAAAGGAGCAAGCAGAGCACAGAGUAAGACCGGCGUGGGCCGCGCCACCGCUAGGGAUGGCGCUGCGACUACGCAAGGAUGUCCAGAAGGCAUCCUACUACGUCUGGUUUCUGGGUGCCCAGGAAGCGAAGGCCUUGCGUGGCACUCGCACCCUGCUGCCCAUGAUACCGCGGAUGGUGGAGAAAUCGAAGGAACAGGAACCGCUCAAGGUUACGCUGCAGGUUUCGCAUAAAGGAUUAAAGAUUGUUCAGGGUUCGGCCAAACACUUUAUACCGCACGGGGCAAUCACCUGCUCGGUACAGACGGAAGACAUCGUCGCCUGUACGCUGCUGCUGUACAAUCCGGCCACCAAGUGUCCACUGCACGUGCACGCCUACCGGUGCGACUCGGAGCUGACCGCCCAGGCCCUCCACGAUCAGCUGCAGAUACUGAUCAAUCGACCAGAAAACCAGAAACGCUACACCGAGCUGGAGACACGUCUCGGGCUAGCAGCGCAGCUAGCCGGAGGUCCGUGCGGUCCGGCCACACAUCCAUCGACCACCAGCUCGGCCAUCGCCACAACACCGCUGGACGGUGGUGGAGGAGGAGGAGGAGGAGGACGAGGCAACAACAACAGAAUGGGACGACGGUACGAGUCACCGCGCCGUACUGCCGGUGGUGCUGCUGCCUAUCACCACAAUCCGCACCAUCCGCAUCAUCCGGGCGACUCACACUCCCAGCACGGUAGCAGCGACACCGGGACGAGCACACGCGAAUCCGAAUGUUCCGAGGAACACUCACCAACGAGUCCCGCCCUUUCGCCGCUCAUCAGCCAAUCCAAGCUGUACGAUUCGCUGGCAGCGGAACUGCGCGAAAAGCUGAGCGGUGGAGUGCCGCUCCUGCUGCCAACCAAGGAGUACGGUGACAAGACCAGCCCCACGUUGGCCACCGAGGCCGCCAAUCGACGGAUCCGUACCAGUGGAGUCUGUCUGACCGGUGGCACCAACACCCCCUCGACCGGUCACAACAAACAUGGCGUCUCAUCGCGCGGUUCCUCCGGCAUCGGAUCCGAUUUGGCCCCCAGCCCAGAACGUCAUGAUCCGCCGAGUUCGAGUGAAGAUGAAUGGGUAAACGAUCAAGAACCGGCACUGCACGGAUCGUCACACAAUCUGGUCGGAAGUCGGGCUACCCGGGACAGCCGUGGUGGCUAUCGGGAUGAGAUCCGCGAUGGACCGGUGACACGCAUGAGCCAGUAUCGCGACGCUCCACCGACGGCUUACCUCUACCCGAAUGUACGCGAUGAGGCACCGAUCCAGGCGGCACGCAACCGUCACCAUCAGCGUUCGUCGAGCCGCGAGGAGAACCGCAGUCUGCAGGGUUCCGUAAAUUCGCACGAGGAAGAGGUGAAACCGAUCAUCACCAACCACACGCCACGCUACCGGAACCCAUUCAAAUCGACCGAGGAAGCGUACGUGGUGGAGGAGCGUCGCAGCAAGAAGGUGCCAGAAGGCAAAAAGUAUCACGACGAGCCGGUUGCCGUUGGUGGUCGUGGUCGUGCUGGUGGUCGGAGCUAUCCACCGGAGGAUCGUAUCGAGGAACCGGCCCCUGUCGGUGGACGAGGGUACUUUGAGGAUGAGUACGAGCGUGAGCGUGCGAACGCUUACCGGGAAAAUCUGACCGAUCGGCAGAAGUACCGUGAGAUCGUUAGCGAUGGAAGUGGCAAGGGAUACCGCAAGGAGUACGAUCGCCGGGGCCCAUCGAUGGGUUACGGAGAGCCACAGCAUCAUCAUCGGGGCGAGUAUCAUCAUCGGGAGUACUCUCCGGAGCGUCCCGUUCCUACUGCUGCUGUCGGCAACGGUAUGCAGUCGUCCGGCGGUCGUAGCAAGCAUGUAGCUCCCCCGCAGCAGCAGCACGAGCGACAGGAUUUCAAGAUCGAACGUGAAGCGUACCAGCAGCGUGGUGGUGGUGGUCACGCACCAGCACCAACCAACCCGGUGAGAUCGUCCCGUGAGUCGUCGGGCUAUAAGGUUGAUCGAGCAGGCCAGGUUGCAGCUGGUGGCCAUCAACGGUACUCCCGUAGCGGCGAUGAUCAGCACGAUGGUGUUGGUGUCUCUCACGGAAUGUAUCGCGAUGGACGGCAUGCGAUGGAUCGUGGUCAUGACUCACCACGCACUGGCUACAAGAUGGCAGACAAGUACGAGGAACGCUGGCGACAGGAAGCGAUGGCUGUCGGAGUGCAGGAUCGUUAUAUCGAUCCCGAACCGGCCACAUCGACCGCCCACCGGCGGCCGUAUCAUCGUGAGGAGCAGUCAAAACACACGUCCGCACCGGGGGCCGUAGUGGAGUCGUGGAAGGGUGCUGGUACCGAGGUACCGAGGAAGAAGUCGGUCGAGAUACGAACGAGUUCACCGGAAUCGACGAUGCAUCGCAUAUCGCCCAAGGAUCGCUUCCAGACGGCCAAGGAAAAGUUCCAGCAGAUGGAACGUGAACGGCACGAACAGGAGCGGCUUGAGCAGGAACGGCUCGAACGGGAGCGGCUGCUGCACAGCAAGCGGACGGUCGAGGUGCACACAUCGGCCAUUCCGCCACGCCGUGGAUCACUGGAACCGACGGCCGUUAGCUCGCACGAUAGCAACGGUUGGAGCUCACCGGAUGAAGAGGAAGAAGAGGAAGAGGAUGAGGAGGAAGAUCUGCGACACGGGCGCGGUGGACGUAGCUCCAACGGGGGUAGCAGUGAUCGACGCGCCCCGGUCAGCUACCGUGAACUGUCGCCGGCGGAACGAUUUCCGGGGCUGGACCGUGAACCACCGCCACCCGGACGUGGUCCCCGUAUGAUGCCGGCCAAAAGUCUGAGCAACCUGGUGAAGGGCUAUCGACACAGCUAUGCCGAACCGCGGCCACCGCCUGUCUCGCGCAGCAGUGGCCGUGUUGGACUGGCCGCCGUUAAUCCUUAUUGAGGCGGAAUAGGGGGCGAAAUCCAGGUGCUGGUUCUGACCUGAACAAUGAAAUACUCUAAUUAGAUGACGAUGAGCCGUGAUGAUGACGAGAGCAAUGGCGCAUCUCGGAGCGGUGGGUUUUUGUGAGCAUAGAGAUUGUUUUCUGUUUUUUCCGUUUUUCCUUUUUUUUUUGUUUUCAAUGUGCCUUAUAGUGUUUAUGGUUUCGAAACGUACUUCAUAGUUACUUGUAUGUAUACUACUUAGCCGAACCCACGGCGCAUGGCGUGGACGAUUGUACAUUUCAGCAUUACUACUACUGCUACUACUGCUACAACUACUGGAAACGAUUCUUUAGCAAUAAACCAUCAUUAUAUCCCCGGAGGUUGUGCCAGUGCCGGAGCUUUGAGCACCAAACAUCCGAACUGAGCGCAUCAGUUGCUCUUCCGGAACAAUGCUUUGAGCAAUAUGUUCUUUUGUAACUUGGAAUGUCAAUUCGACUCGUAACAGCAUCACAGUAGCACUGAAGAAACAAAGGAAAAAUCGAAACAAAAUUAAAGAAAUCAUAGUAACCAUUGAUCAAAGCAUGG